AUUUUGAAUUGAAGAGUUUAAGUGAUGCCAAAGUGAUCGACAAUAAGAUGGAUGGCAUUGAGUCCAACGGUGUCCGUAUGUUAACCAUUGAGUGGGAAAUGAUGGAUAAGAGUCGCUUCUUCGGGUUGUCGGCCAUCAACUCUUUGGGUCUCAGAGUUGUCUUAUAUCCACUGACUGUAAUCAAAACUCGACUUCAAGUACAAAGACAUGGAGUAGUUUACAAAGGCACUUUUGAUGCCUUCAGGAAUAUCAUCAAAAAUGAAGGAUUUUCCGGUCUAUAUAAAGGAUUUUGGAUAAAUUCAGUACAAGUGGUUUCAGGCAUCGGAUAUAUCUUAACAUAUGAAAAGAUUAGAGAUAUUUUGUCUAAAAAUAAUAUACACGACAAUCGUCUUAAAGGACUUAUAGCCGGAGGUUGCGGGUCAUUAGUCAGUCAAACUAUAAUAUGUCCAUUCGAUGUUAUAUCACAACAUCUGAUGCUUUUAGGAAGUGGUCAUAAAAGCCAAAUGUCUUCAAAUGUCUCUAAACUCAACUUAGACCUCAAAGGGUACAAAGGUUUUGGUGCCGCCAAACAAGUUAUUAAAGAACUUUAUCGUAUCGAUGGUGGACUUAAAGCCUACUAUAGAGGAUACUUAUCAUCAGUACUGACAUAUGUUCCAAGUAGUGCUCUUUGGUGGAUGUUUUAUCCAAUGUAUUCGGGUUAUUUAUUUUCAUUAUCACCUGAAGACACGUCUCAAAUGCUAAUUCAAUGUGUUUCUGGAUCUAUAUCUGGAAUAACAGUAGCAGUUAUAACAAAUCCAUUGGAUGUGUUGAGAGCCAACAUUCAAGUCCGACGCAUCGGUUCCUUCAUAUUUGCUGUAAAGCAGAUUUGGGCUGAAGAACAGUUCAAUAUAUUCAGGAAAGGUUUGUCCGCUCGUAUCACUCAAAGUUGUAUUUCGUCGGCAUUUAUUGUCGCAGGCUACGAAACACUCAAACGUUUAAGCAUUAAUGAAGAGCACAGACAUUCAAUUAAAUGGUAGGACUCACUGACUAAUGCAA
This is a messenger RNA of Oppia nitens, 1035 nucleotides long. Its product is annotated as solute carrier family 25 member 44-like. Bases 48 to 1016 code for a protein of 322 amino acids. Gene Ontology annotation, cellular component: mitochondrion. Gene Ontology annotation, biological process: branched-chain amino acid catabolic process. Gene Ontology annotation, molecular function: branched-chain amino acid transmembrane transporter activity. The record is from RefSeq and is a predicted model, not a curated record. The transcript is spliced from 11 exons. Lineage: Eukaryota; Metazoa; Arthropoda; Arachnida; Sarcoptiformes; Oppiidae.